GGAUAAUCAGGGCAAAUUUUCAGCUAAUCUUCGCCAAGCACACCACUUUUUGGAGAAAGCCGGGGGUGUUCUCGCUGCAGCUGCUGCGUCUCUUGCUUGCCCUCGCUCCGCUCAUUCACCCCCCAGAUACACGCACAGACACACACGCGUCAUCAGCCACAAAGCAGCGCCGCUACCACCACCGCACCUCGUCUUCCCCCAUACACACACGCAAACCGACACCAUGUCUGGAAUUGACUGCUCCAACCCCGACUCCAUGGAUGUGCGCAUCUAUGACACCACCGUCGAGGGUAUCUACUGCCCAACGUACUCGUCGUUCUUCGGCGUGAUGGGCGCCACCGCCGCCAUGGCUUUCAGCGCUCUCGGUGCCGCGUACGGUACUGCCAAGUCUGGCACCGGUAUCGCCGCCAUGUCCGUGCUCCGCCCCGAGCUCAUCAUGAAGUCCAUCAUCCCCGUUGUCAUGGCCGGUAUCAUUGCCAUCUACGGUCUCGUCGUUGCUGUGCUCAUCUCCAACGGCAUGGGCAGCGCAUCCUCCUACUCUCUCUUCAGUGGUUUCAUCGACCUCGGUGCCGGUCUUGCCGUCGGCAUCAGUGGUCUUGCUGCUGGUUUCGCAAUUGGCAUUGUUGGUGACUCUGGCGUCCGUGGUACUGCACAGCAGCCCAGGUUGUUCGUCGGUAUGAUCCUGAUUCUUAUCUUCGCUGAGGUCCUUGGUCUCUACGGUCUCAUUGUCGCCCUCAUCCUCAACACAAACAGCGGCAGCGGCGAGUGCCACGCAGACUGCUUCAACCCUUGCACUGGCAAGCCAUGCGACUCGAAGUAAGAAGUCUCCCCAGUCCCCCUAUCUCCACCAACAACCAAAUACAACCUUUCAAACCAGUCCCUCUCCUCCUCCUCCUCCUCCUCCUCCUCCUCCAGCAAUGACGCUUGUUCAUCGCCACUGUUUCAUACAUAUACUCGACACUAUCCUUUCGCCUUUCCCUCUUCCACCUCCUGCUCCUCCCUUUUUUCGUUUUGCCCUCCUGGCAUCUCAUCGAACCCUAGAGACAAACAACCGCUUUGUCGUUUCUUGUCUUGUUCUUGUCUUUGUCUGCCUGCAACACACGUGUGUGCCUCUGUGGCAGUAGUGCAAGCGUGUGCGUUUGUCUCAGCCCCACAAUGCGCCCAUUUCGUGUGCUUUGCUUUUUCUGUCUCGUCGUGUGUUUUUCCUUCUCCGAGGUUGUGAUGCUGUUUACACCCUUCUCUGAUUGAAGUGACGACCCAAGGUGUCUGCCAAAUGCGGCCAGCACUCACGGGCAGUCUACAAUAAAUCAACCACUCAAACACAAGU
Molecule: messenger RNA, 1327 nt
Organism: Salpingoeca rosetta
Lineage: Eukaryota; Choanoflagellata; Craspedida; Salpingoecidae
Product: vacuolar ATP synthase proteolipid subunit
Exons: 4
Coding region: 224-820 (198 amino acids)
Biological process (GO): proton transmembrane transport
Cellular component (GO): proton-transporting V-type ATPase, V0 domain
Molecular function (GO): proton-transporting ATPase activity, rotational mechanism
Source: RefSeq, a predicted model, not a curated record